Messenger RNA from Talaromyces rugulosus, 1755 nucleotides. RefSeq lists its product as uncharacterized. The record is from RefSeq and is a predicted model, not a curated record. The transcript has a single exon. Bases 1 to 1755 code for a protein of 584 amino acids. Lineage: Eukaryota; Fungi; Ascomycota; Eurotiomycetes; Eurotiales; Trichocomaceae.
AUGCAUACUUAUAAAAUUGCAACUGUGGCUGCAUUGGGUGCUGCCGCAGUCACCACGGCAUCUUCUCUUGCUGAUUUAUGCACAGUAUCCAAUGUUCAAUCUGCUCUGCCCUCAAAUGGCACCCUGCUCGGUAUCAACCUGCUCCCAUCUACCGUUACGGCGAGUGCCCUCUAUAAUCAAAGCUCCGGCACGGGCAGCUCCGGAACAUAUAACUAUUGCAAUGUAACAGUUUCUUACACUCACACUGGCAAGGGUGAUGCAGUUGUUCUCAAAUAUGCUUUCCCUAGCCCAUCAGACUUUGAGAACCGUUUUUACGUCGCUGGUGGGGGAGGGUUCUCACUCUCCACAGAUGCUACUGGCGGUCUUGAAUACGGCGCUGCAGGAGGUGCCACAGAUGCAGGCUAUGAUGCCUUUGAGACUAGCUACGACGACGUGGUUCUCUACGGAAACGGCUCUUUGAACUGGGACGCCACCUACAUGUUUUCAUAUCAAGCACUGGGUGAGAUGACCAAGGUUGGCAAGGAGAUUUCAAAAGGGUUCUACGGCCUUUCGAGUGAUGAAAAAAUCUAUACAUAUUUUGAAGGUUGCUCUGAUGGUGGUCGUGAAGGGAUGAGCCAGGUGCAGCGCUGGGGUGAGGAAUACGAUGGUGUGAUUGCAGGUGCCCCGGCGUUUCGUUUUGCGCAGCAGCAAGUGACCCAUGUCUUCCCUGCUACUGUUGAGAAAACUCAAGGAUAUUAUCCUCCGCCGUGCGAGUUGCAAAAGAUUGUAAAUGCGACAAUUGCUGCGUGUGAUCCGUUGGAUGGAAGAACAGACGGAGUUGUCUCUCGUAGCGAUCUAUGCAAGCUCAACUUCAAUCUGAGCUCAAUUAUCGGAGAGCACUACUACUGUGCAGCCGAGACUAGCUCGUCUCUCGGUUUUGGCUUCAGCAAACGUCAAGCAGCAGGAAGCACAACUAGCUACCAACCCGCCCAGAACGGAACCGUCACUGCCCAGGGGGUUGCUAUCGCCCAAGCCGUCUAUGAUGGCCUUCACAACUCUGCUGGGGAGCGCGCAUAUCUAUCCUGGCAGAUUGCAGCUUCAUUGGAUGAUGCAGACACAGAGUAUAACAAUGAUACCGAAUCCUGGGGGCUCGAAAUCCCUUCUACCGGAGGAGAAUACGUUACAAAAUUUGUGGAGUUGCUCGAUCUCGAUAAUUUAUCUAACCUUGACAAUGUCACAUAUGACACGCUAGUUGACUGGAUGAACACCGCAAUAGUCAGGUAUCUGGACAGUCUCCAAACCACAUUGCCCGACCUGACUCCGUUCCAAUCAACCGGUGGGAAACUAUUACACUAUCACGGAGAAUCUGAUCCGAGUAUCCCCACGGCAUCAUCGGUGCACUACUGGCAAUCGGUGCGAUCGAUCAUGUACAACGACCUUACGGAUGAAGAAAGCCUAGCUGCGCUCGAGGAUUGGUAUCAGUUCUAUCUCAUUCCCGGCGCAGCCCACUGUGGAACAAACACUCUUCAGCCUGGACCGUACCCGGAAAACAAUAUGAACAUAAUGAUCGACUGGGUUGAGAACGGAGUAAAGCCAACUCGUCUAAAUACGACAGUUUCGUCCGGCCAGUAUGAGGGGGAGACGCAGAUGCUGUGCCAAUGGCCGACUCGUCCACUUUGGCAUGGGAACAGCUCGAAUUUCGAAUGUGUGAAUGAUCAGAAGUCUUACGACAGCUGGAUGUAUACUUUCCCAGCUUUCAAGCUCCCUGUUUACUAA